UUGGCGACCACUUAGCGUCGAGGUUGGAACUUUUUCGCAGCAAUUUGUGGCCUGCACAGGUUGCGGAGUUGUUGGGUGAAUUAAUUUCUUUUUCCUGAAUCGAAACUCCAGUCAGCAGUCAGUGAUCGGUGGUCAGUUGGCAAGUGGAGCAAGUACUUUUGGCAUGAAGCCUAAGAAAGGCGCAUUUGCCAACUCCUCGUCGGGUUAUGGCAAAUCGCGCAACAGCUUUCGCAAUAAUGCGGGCAAGCAGGAGGAAGCCGAUGCCAAGGUGGAGGAGAAGCUCAAGGCAGAUAAAUGCAAGGAGUUGCACUCGGAGAAUGAUCUGAACUCUGGUUUUGGCGAUUACCUGCGUUCGCCGGAAGCCGUGGAGAUUAUGAAGCUCUUUGUUUUCGCCAACACCAUYAUGCUGAUUGUUACAAUGGCCUGGCCGAAUUUCAAAGAGCAGUACUACAUGUUGCGAGAAUGGUUGGAGUCCUUCCAAGUGGCGCAGUAAUUUGCGUAAGACAA
This is a messenger RNA of Bactrocera latifrons, 507 nucleotides long. RefSeq lists its product as uncharacterized. Bases 164 to 493 code for a protein of 109 amino acids. The record is from RefSeq and is a predicted model, not a curated record. Lineage: Eukaryota; Metazoa; Arthropoda; Insecta; Diptera; Tephritidae. The transcript is spliced from 2 exons.